CGCGUCGGAGCAGGCCGCCGUCCAGCAGCAGAUGCAGCAGCUCCAGCCGUUCUGGGCCGAGCAGUACCGCGAGAUCGAGGUCGAGGCGCUCGUCGUCUUCGCGCGAGUCUGCGAGAUGUUCGCGGUUCGCCGUCCCCGCCUCCUUCCCCGGUAGCAGCCCGCCCCACACGCCAUCGUGCAGCCCCGCCGAGCCAUCGUGAAGCACCGCCGCUAACCCUUCGAAUCCGUCGCCGAUGCGGGAAUCCCCACCUGCCCACGCGUUCUUCACCACGCCGGACGACAGCGCGCGCCGCCCGGCCCCUCCCUGCUUCCAGAUCGGGCGUCGAUCUGGAGAGGAUCCUCACCGGCGGAGGAUCGACCAGAUCGAGGAAUCAAAGAUGAAGUCGGAGGUGGAGGAGGAGGGCCAGGUGGCCGACGGCACGGUGGUGGAGGAGGUGCAGCCGGUGGUGCACGGUUUCGUCAAGGACUGGGACGCCAUGGAGGACCUCCUCGGCUGCGUCCUCUACAGGAACAUCGGGUGGGAGAUGGGGGACGAGGGCCAGAUCAUCUUCACCGAGCCGCUCUUCACGCCCAAGCGGAGGAGAAAGCUGGUUGGGUGUGUCCAAUUUAUGCGUGUGGUGUGGGAAUGAAGCCGGUUGGCUGUGUCUACGUGUCGGCGGCCUCGGAUAAGUCGGAGGCGAGAUGGAGCCGAAAGAAGACCUCCUUUCUUGGCGGAGCGGUGACGGCGAGGGAGAUGUGGAGGCCUCCAUUGAGCUCGAGUGUGUUGCCUCCGUCGAGCUCCUGCAUGCGGUGCAUCGUCUCCGUCGAGCUCAUGCCUAAAAUCAAACGUUUUGUUGAAACCUGUAUGCACUUGUAUUGUUUCGAGCUCGUGCCUGAAAUCACAUGUUUUGUUGAGAGUGUAUGCACUUGUAUUUUGCUGCGGGUGUGUGUGUUUGUAAAUGCAUAGCUGUUGAAUAUGUAUAGUGUAUUAUAUGAUGAGGGACCCUGCCGUUCGGGCAGGGUGUUUUUUUUUAUUAGGCAUCAAUUGUACUAGUGGCGCAC
Lolium perenne is the source of this 1041-nucleotide messenger RNA. Its product is annotated as actin-related protein 7-like. The record is from RefSeq and is a predicted model, not a curated record. Lineage: Eukaryota; Viridiplantae; Streptophyta; Magnoliopsida; Poales; Poaceae.